Cyprinodon tularosa is the source of this 1422-nucleotide messenger RNA. RefSeq names its product allantoicase (gene allc). Gene Ontology annotation, molecular function: allantoicase activity. The coding region runs from base 70 to 1350 and encodes 426 amino acids. The transcript is spliced from 10 exons. Gene Ontology annotation, biological process: allantoin catabolic process. The record is from RefSeq and is a predicted model, not a curated record. NCBI's taxonomy places the organism in Eukaryota, Metazoa, Chordata, Actinopteri, Cyprinodontiformes, Cyprinodontidae.
UUGGAACCACAUGUUGGACCGGCAUGACAGGAAAAACAGCUGCUCUGAACUUUCUGUUCACUUCUGAGGAUGGCUGAGAGAAGGUCGUCAGCAGUGAGGGCAGCAGAGCUGGACUUCCUGCAGUUUAAUGAUCUCGCCUGUGAAAGUGUCGGAGGGAAGGUUAUUUUUGCCACAGAUGAGUGGUUUGCUCCUGCUAAAAACCUGCUAAAGAGAGAUCCUCCUCAGUUCAUCGGAUCUGCCUUCACCGAAUUUGGGAAGUGGAUGGAUGGAUGGGAGACGAGGAGGAAGAGGAUACCUGGUCACGACUGGUGCAUCAUUCAACUUGGCGUACCUGGUCUGAUUUAUGGAGUUGAUGUCGACACAUCUUUCUUCACAGGAAACCAUGCGCCAUAUGUCUCCAUCCAAGCCGCCUGUCUCGGUGAGCUGCCCUCCUUCACCCCUGGGGAAGAUCGGACAGGCAUGGCCGCCACUGAAACUCAGCAAGCUGCUGUUUCCAAGCUGAGCUCGGAGGCUUGGCCAGAGCUGGUGAGCGUUUCCCAGCUGCAGCCUGGAUACUCAGACUCUUGUCACAACUACUUCAGGGUCAGCCCCAAGAGGAGAGUCACACACCUGCGCCUCAACAUGUUUCCAGAUGGAGGAAUAGCCAGACUGAGGGUGUUUGGUAUCGGGCACAGGGACUGGUCGUCUGUCCCAGCCAACCAGAACGUUGACCUCAUUGCCCUGACUAAUGGGGGAGUCUGCCUUGGCUACAGCGAAGCCCACUUUGGACAUCCACGCAACAUGAUUGGACUUGGAAGAGCUGCCAACAUGGCCGACGGAUGGGAAACGGCCCGCAGAUUGGACCGACCCAAAAUACUGAAGGCAGACCAUCAGGGGAUCCUCCAGGUGCCUGGCUGGGAGUGGGCCGUGUUUCGUCUCGGUCAUCCUGGGCUGAUCAGCAGCAUCGAGGUCGACACAAACCAUUUUAAAGGUAGAAAUCAUGCACAGACGCUUCUGUUCACGUUUAAUAUAAACAGGAACGUAUCUUUUUAUCCUUAUGAUUUUUGCUCAGGUAACUUCCCAGACUCUUGUCGGAUCGAAGCGUGCGUCUUAACACCCGAAGAGGAGAGUAGAUGCAUCCAGACCAGAUGGGACUCUGGUAAAUGGAAAGUUCUCCUGCCAUCUCAGAAGCUCCGUCCUCAUCACAGGCAUCGCUACAGCAGAGCGGAUCUCAUGCUGAACCAUCCUGUCAGCCACGUUUGGCUCGUCAUCGCUCCUGAUGGGGGAGUCAGCCGCCUCCGUCUGUGGGGUCAGCCCACAGUGAUCGCAGGAGCUCCAGCCAAUCAGAAGGGACCAUCAUCUAAACUCUGACACUUCAUUGCUUAUUCAUUCUCACCAGGCAAACAUUGAAAGAGAAAUUUGUGAUAACUUGAAACUGCAACA